AUGUGUAGUUUAUAUUGGCGGUGCAAAAUAAACCCCCGAAAGCGCUGUUAUUACCGGUGCUGGUACUGGACCAGACGCGGCGUGGUUCAAAUAAAACUAUGGGAAAACAUCAAGUUCGCCGUGAGGCAGUACUACAUGCCCAAUUACGAGGUCUGGAGGGACAUUUACCAGAACUACGGGUCCGUUGUUGGGUUGUUGACUGGCGGAACGCCAACUUUGAUGGUGGCUGACCCGGAGCUCUUGAAAGAAAUUAUGAUCACGGACUUUUCCUCCUUCCCCAACACUCAAUUCAUCGGACGCUCUGGAGACCCCGUCUUGGACAACAUGCUGGUGGCCCUGAUGGACGACGAAUGGCGGGCGACUCGCAGCGUCGUGGCUCCGACGUUCAGCACCUCGAAAAUCAAACACAUGGUCCCGGUUCUGAAUUCCUGUGCUCAGGACACCGUCCAGAGCUUUUGCGACGUCGCAGCGAAGGGUGUUCCGUACGACGUUAAACAGAUCUUUACGGCCUACGUGCUAGACGUGAUUGCGCAAACAAACUUCAGCAUUCGCCUGGACUCCCAUCGAGACGCCAAUAACCCGUUCGUGGUCCAGGCCAAACGAAUAUUCGGCACCGAGAAGUGGAGAGCCUUCUUUUGCUUCCAGUUUCCACGCCUGAGCACCGCCCUGGGUCUUCGAAUAUUUGCGCCAGAAGCGAUCCACUUCUUCGCCGAUCUCAUGACGGACCUGCUGCAGCGGAGGAAAUGUUGCACCGAAAACGAAAUGCAAGACUUCAUUCGUCUCCUGAUGAACGCCGAGCCAACGGACGAGGAUGACCUCUGCGCGCACACUUUAAACGGGGACGGCGUCGUAGUGUUGUCCAGGGACCAGAUCCUCGCCCAAGCCGUCCUGUUCUUCCUGGCCGGGGUGGACACGAGCGCCAAUACUCUGGCCAUGAGCGCCUACCACCUGGCACUCAACCAGGACGUCCAGGAGCGACUCGUGGAAGAAAUAGACCAGGCCCUCCUCACGCACAAAGACAUCACGCUCGACGUUGUCAUGGGCCUGCCAUACCUGGAUGCGUUCGUGAUGGAAGUGCUGCGCAUCAGCGGGCCUGUCACGAUGACUUACCGCACCUGUGUCAAGGACACCAGAGUGGGCACGAUCCCAGUCGACAAGGGCACCCUCGUUCGUAUUCCCAUCUACUCCCUCCAUCACGACCAGAGAUACUUCCCGGAUCCAGAAGUGUUCGAUCCGGGCAGGUUUCUGGGAGACAACCGCAAGCUGAUCCAACCAUUCACCUACCUGCCUUUCGGCGAGGGACCACGCCAGUGCGUGGGAAUGAAGUUCGCUCUUUUCAAGGUCAAGUUCUGCCUGUUUCACGUGCUCUCGAAGAUAAGAUUCCAAGUGUGCCCCGAGACCGACAUCCCACCGACGCACCAGCCCGUGAUUCUGGUGAUGAUUCCAGAGACUGUCACAUUGAAAGUGACCAGAAGAAAACCGGCUGCCGUCCACUGUGCACUUCUAUCGGAGUGA
Ixodes scapularis (black-legged tick) is the source of this 1515-nucleotide messenger RNA. RefSeq names its product cytochrome P450 3A16. Gene Ontology annotation, molecular function: heme binding; oxidoreductase activity, acting on paired donors, with incorporation or reduction of molecular oxygen; iron ion binding. The transcript is spliced from 14 exons. The record is from RefSeq and is a predicted model, not a curated record. Lineage: Eukaryota; Metazoa; Arthropoda; Arachnida; Ixodida; Ixodidae. The coding region runs from base 1 to 1515 and encodes 504 amino acids.